Perca fluviatilis (European perch) is the source of this 1587-nucleotide messenger RNA. Its product is annotated as low affinity immunoglobulin gamma Fc region receptor II-like. Gene Ontology annotation, molecular function: transmembrane signaling receptor activity. Lineage: Eukaryota; Metazoa; Chordata; Actinopteri; Perciformes; Percidae. Bases 152 to 1120 code for a protein of 322 amino acids. The transcript is spliced from 9 exons. The record is from RefSeq and is a predicted model, not a curated record. Gene Ontology annotation, biological process: cell surface receptor signaling pathway.
AUGCGUCCAGCUGUGCACAACCUUAUUGUUCAUUUUGAUGUUUUAAAGAAAACCUCAACAGUGACACAUGACGAGGAAGGAGGUGGGCUUUACUGUUACUGUGUGUCUGGUUAGACACUAAAGUGCUGAUCUCAGAUGACCAACAUUUCAAAUGGAGGAACCAUCUCUACAGCUGCUGCUGGUUGUGAUCUCACUGCUGAGCUGCACAACAAACCAAGCCUCUCUGACUGUGAGUCCCAGCAGCUCUCAGAUGUUUGAAGGAGAGUCUGUCUCUCUGAGCUGUGAGGAGGACGACAGCUCUGCUGGAUGGACUCUGAGGAGGAACACAACCAGAGAAACCAGGACUCAGUGUGGACCUGACUGGGGAAGAAAUGCCGGUUCUUCCUGUAAAAUCAGCUUAAUUAUUCCAGAGGACAGUGGAGUUUACUGGUGUGAGUCCAGAGAGGGAGCAACCAGUAACAGCAUCAGCAUCACUGUCACUGGUGGACCAGUGAUCCUGCAGAGUCCUGUCCUCCCUGUGAUGGAGGGAGAAGACCUCACUCUGACCUGUAAAACAAAGACGUCCUCCAACCUCCCAGCUGGUUUCUAUAAAGAUGGCUCCUUCUUCAGGACUGAGCCUGCAGGUCACAUGACCAUCCACCAUGUUUCCAGGUCUGAUGAAGGCCUCUACAAGUGCAACAUCAGCAGUGUUGGAGAGUCUCCACCCAGCUGGGUCUCUGUCACAGGGAAAAGUCCUCCUACAUCCCCCUCUAGUCCUGAUUCCUUCCCUCCUCCCUCCGUAUUGUGGUCUGCUGCUUCAGUCGGUGUUCUGAUUGGGAUUGUUCAACUGGUUGUGCUGGUUCUACUGGUGAGACGAUGCGUCCGUAGGAAAAGGAAAGCUGUUGACGCUGGAGAUGAUGACAACACAGAUGACAUCACAUACACUGAUGUCCAAAUAGCACGUAACCUGCAAGUGCCAAUCAGACGGAGUAGAGAGAGUGAUCCUGCUACAAUCUACUCCGGAGUGAGAACAACAGAUGUCAGUUAUGGACAAAUGGCGAUCAAAGAGAUGAAAUCAAACAGGAAGAGAGAGUCUCCAGCAGAGCCAGAGGUCCUCUACUCCUCACUGAGGAAGACCUGAACACCAUCACACCAGUCCAACCAGUGGAGUCCAGCCGGCCAAUCACUGGUCCCCAGAGACCCUCACACCUGAGAACAUGCAUGUGUUUGAUUUCAUAUCUGUAUAUGUUAAAGCUAAAUGAGAUUAAUGCAGCUACAAAUAGACAAACAACUCACAUUAAGAACAUGUUUGCAUUCUUUAGAUGUGUUUCGUUAAAAAAAAAAAAACUAUGUCAUAGAUUUGUUCCUCUAUAACUGUUUCAUAACGGUGCACAACACCAACAAAUAUCUACUAAACAGAGUCUAAUGAUAAUAACUAUUUAAUGAUAUUUGUAUUGUAUUUAAACUCUGGUGUCAAUGGUUGUUUUCCUCGUGUGGUUCUGUGGGUUUCACAUCUCUGACAGAUGGAACAUUUGUUCUGGUUGUGGCUAACCGAUCUACGCUUCUCUUCAGCGCAGAGAACUGAGAAUAAACACCGCAGAAUAUAAA